Messenger RNA from Pogoniulus pusillus (Red-fronted tinkerbird), 1247 nucleotides. RefSeq names its product regulator of G protein signaling 1 (gene RGS1). Lineage: Eukaryota; Metazoa; Chordata; Aves; Piciformes; Lybiidae. Bases 17 to 616 code for a protein of 199 amino acids. The record is from RefSeq and is a predicted model, not a curated record. The transcript is spliced from 5 exons.
UUUGCAUUGAAGUGAAAUGCCAGGGUUUUUUUUUUCACACAGUAACAUGACUGAAUUAAAUGGAAAAGACGACUGCAAGCUGGCAGAAGGCAAGAUUCAUAAAAAGAAGCAAAAGGCAUUCGGUGCAGAUCUCAAAAAUUAUUUGAAGUGCAUGGUACCACAUAUUGAGCCUGGGAUCAAGACUUCUAGCUCCAGAAAUGUCAUGCUUUCUGCAGAGGAAGUAAUACAGUGGUCCCAGUCAUUGGAAAAGCUCCUGGCUAGCCAAAGUGGUCAAGGGGUCUUUCGGGAGUUCCUGAAGUCAGAAUUCAGUGAGGAAAACAUAGAGUUCUGGUUGGCUUGUGAGGAUUACAAGAAAACCAAGUCUGAUCAUCUGCAUGGCAAAGCAGAGAGGAUCUGUGAGGAGUUUGUUCAGACAGAUGCUAUCAAGCAGAUCAAUAUUGACUAUCAGAUGAGGGAAGCAACAGCCAGAAGGGCUCAAGAGCCAACUCACACAAGUUUUGAUGAAGCCCAGAAAACUGUGUACAUCCUCAUGGAAAGAGAUUCAUAUCCCAGAUUUCUGAAAUCCAAAGCCUACCUGAAUCUUUUGAACCAGCUGCAAACCAACACCUCAAAAUGAAGUGCCUGAGGCAGUUGAAGAGUCAAGUAGACUCUGUGGAGUGUCCUGCAGAGAGAUCCUUCAGCAUGGCUGGAUCUCAUCAAGGAAAACCCCUGCCUUGAGAAGAGGGGUACAAAGGGAAGUGCAAAGAGCUCCACAGCCAGGAGAAUGCAGAAUAAAAAACUGGCAAGAGCAUUCCAAAUGUGAGAGCAGAACAGGGAGAAGAUUGGCCCCACGCACUGUGGAGUCAAGCUGGCAUAUGGAUACUAAUUGUUCUUUGAACUACACUGCAAAUAAUUGGCCAAGUUUUAGAUCCCAAAGAACUGCUGGUUAUUAGGAAAUGCAAGACUAGCAAGUUGAGGAAAAGAUGGUCAACUUCAGAACAAAACUAAGGGAUGACUGACAAUUUUGUGCAUGACAACACAAUGCCCAAGACUGAUAUUGUUUGGGGGUUUUCUAUCUGUGAAGUGUCAGUAAGUGCAAGUGUAGCUUCAUGCUGCAAGUGUGCAACGUAAAUAUAUUCUAAGUUAAUGUCUUGGAACUACUGCUUUUUAAGUUAUGUAAAAAUUACAUAAGCUGUACUUUUAACUAAGUUAAUAUUGAUAGGCAUAUAUGUAGCACCUUCUGUUUAAUUUAUUGCAGAUUAACAAGC